Molecule: messenger RNA, 1968 nt
Organism: Diplodia corticola
Lineage: Eukaryota; Fungi; Ascomycota; Dothideomycetes; Botryosphaeriales; Botryosphaeriaceae
Product: metallopeptidase
Exons: 2
Coding region: 1-1968 (655 amino acids)
Biological process (GO): peptide metabolic process; proteolysis
Cellular component (GO): mitochondrial intermembrane space
Molecular function (GO): metalloendopeptidase activity
Source: RefSeq, a predicted model, not a curated record
AUGGCUCCCUCCCAAUACCAGAAGCCGCCCCAGGCCCCGCCGCAGUUCACCCACACCCCGGACACUGUCCUCGAGGAGACCAAGAGGCUGAUCGCCAGGUCCCGCAACGUCCAGGAUGAGAUCGUCAAGAACAUCACCCCGGAGAAGGCUUCCUUCGCCAGCGUCUUGCUCCCAGUCGCCCACGAUGACAACAAGAUGGGCAUCGAGGCCCACAUACUCGGCUUCUACUCGGCUGUGUCCACGAACAAGGCCCUGCGCGACGCCUCCAACGACGCCGAGUCGCUGAUGGACAAGUUCAGCAUUGAGAUGAGCAUGCGCGAGGACUACUUCAACCUCGUCGAUGCCGCUCUCAAGAAGAAGGAGUCGCUCGACCCGGAGUCUCAGCGCCUGCUUGAAAAGAACCACAAGAGCUACAUCCGGAACGGCUUGGGCAUCCCGGCCGGCCCUAAGCGCGACCGCUUCAAGGACAUCAAGGACCGUCUGAGCGAGAUCAGCAUUGCCUUCCAGAAGAACCUCAACGAGGAGAACGGCGGCUUGUGGUUUACCAAGGAAGAGCUGGACGGCACGCCCGAGGACGUCAUCAACAACUUGGAGAAGGGCACGGGCGAGAACGAGGGCAAGGUCCGCCUGACGUUCAAGUACCCCGAUCUCUUCCCCACUCUCAAGUACGCCACCAACGCCGACGUGCGCAAGAAGGUUUUCGUCGAGAAUGAGAACAAGUGCAACGACAACGUCGCCCUCUUCCGCGAGGCCAUUGUCCUGCGUGACGAGGCUGCCCGUCUGCUGGGUUACAGCAACCACGCCGAGUUCCGCAUCGAGGACAAGAUGGCCAAGACCCCCAAGACCGUCAACGACUUCCUGGGCGACUUGCGCGAGCGUCUUGCUCCCGGUGGAUUGAAGGAGAUCAACAAGCUUCUGGACUUGAAGAAGAGCGAUGUCGAGGGGCGUGGCGACAAGUUCGAUGACCACUACUACCUGUGGGACCACCGUUACUACGACCGCCUCAUGCUCGAGAAGGACUACCAGCUUGACCAGAACAAGAUCGCCGAGUACUUCCCGCUCGGACCUACCAUUCGCGGCAUGCUGCAGAUCUUCGAGGAGCUGUUCGGCCUGGUCUUCGUUGAGAUUACCGGUGAAGACCGCAGCAAAAUCUCCGAGACCGGCAAGGGCUCUGACAUCGUCUGGCACGAGGAUGUCCAGGUCUUCAGCGUUUGGGAUGAUGAAGGCGAGGGUGCCGGCUUUGUCGGCUACCUGUACCUUGAUCUCUUCCCUCGCGAGGGCAAGUAUGGCCACGCUGCCAACUUCAACCUGCAGCCUGGAUACAUCCAGGAGGAUGGCAAGAGGAGGUACCCGGCCACCGCUCUCGUGUGCAACUUCUCCAAGCCGACGCCUAAGAAACCCUCGCUGCUGAAGCACGAGGAGGUCGUGACUUUGUUCCACGAGCUGGGUCACGGCAUCCACGAUCUGGUUUCUCGCACGACUUACUCGCAGUUCCAUGGCACCAGCACCGUCCGUGACUUUGUGGAGGCACCUUCCCAGAUGCUCGAAAACUGGUGCUGGACGCCGUCGCAGCUCAAGUCGCUCUCUCACCACUACUCGUACCUCUCGGCUGAAUACAAGGCGGCGUACGAGGAGUCUUCGCAGGGUGCGGCCAAACCGGAGGAGCGCAUUCCGGACUCGCUGAUCGAAAGCCUGAUCGGUACCAAGCACGUGAACGAUGCUCUCUUCAACCUGCGCCAGCUCCAUUUCGGCAUCUUCGACAUGACGGUGCACACUCCGAAAUCACACGCGGAGGUCGAAGCCCUGCCAAUCAGCGAGACUUACAACAAGCUGCGCAAGGAGAUCUCCAAGAUCGACGGUCCGGAGGUCUUGUCCUCAAGCGACAAGUGGGCCUGGGGCAACGGACAAGCGACCUUCGGCCACCUGAUUGGCGGCUACGAUGCCGGAUACUAUGGAUAUUUGAGGUGA